This is a messenger RNA of Sphaerodactylus townsendi, 1574 nucleotides long. RefSeq names its product WD repeat domain 74 (gene WDR74). Gene Ontology annotation, biological process: ribosomal large subunit biogenesis. Gene Ontology annotation, molecular function: protein binding. The record is from RefSeq and is a predicted model, not a curated record. The transcript has 11 exons. Bases 41 to 1201 code for a protein of 386 amino acids. Lineage: Eukaryota; Metazoa; Chordata; Lepidosauria; Squamata; Sphaerodactylidae. Gene Ontology annotation, cellular component: preribosome, large subunit precursor; nucleolus.
AAUUGUUCCGGAUGUGUCUAGAGGCAGAUCGAAGAAAAAAAUGGCGUCGCCUGCUCGAAAUAGCCACGUGUGGGUGGGAUCCGAGACAGGCAUAUUGAAAGGCAUCAACCUGCAAAAGAAACAGGCUACAAACUAUAAGUUGGGGGAUUCAGUGCUCAGUCGACAUGAAGCUGUUACCACCAUGUGUUGGGGGGAUCCUUAUGAAUCUGAGAUCUUUGUGGGAUGCCUUGAUGGAUCAGUCAAGUUAUUUAGCACUGAGAAGGGGAAGUUUAUUGAGUCACGAGAGUGUCGAGAAGGCGAGGGACCUUUCUGUGGCCUUGCUGUACUUGAUGGCUCCCUCAUCACCUGCAGGCAGUCUGGCUUGCUGAAAGUGUGGCGGGACAGUUCAUCGGAAAAUGUGGAGAUUCAGGUGGGCCCUGGCGUGUGCCGCAUGCGCCAGAAUCCUGAACAGGUGCACCAUGUGGCCACUGGCGGGAAGGAGAACUGCCUCAAAGUUUGGGAUCUACACCAACUGCAGGAGCCCAUCUUCAGAGCCAAAAAUGUGCGGAACGACUGGCUGGAUCUGAGGGUGCCCAUCUGGGACCGGGACAUGCAGUUCCUGCCUGGAUCUGAGAAAAUUGUUACCUGUACUGGGUAUCACCAGGUCCGCGUUUAUGACCCCAGCGUCCCACAGCGCCGCCCUGUGUUGGAGACCACCUUUGGCGAGUACCCGCUCACCGCCCUCUCAUUGACUUCUGACGGAAAUGCUGUAGUCGUGGGCAGCUCACGAGGGGAUGUGGCAGUCAUCGAUCUGCGACAAGGACGGUUAUUGAAGUGCCUCAAGGGCUUUGCUGGGAGUGUCCGUGACAUCCAGUGUCACCCUGUGCUGCCGAUGGUGGCCUCGUGUGGGCUAGACCGCUUCCUUCGCAUCCACAACUUAAACCAUAAGCGCUUGGAACAUAAGGUCUAUCUGAAAUCUCGGCUGAACUGCCUGCUGCUGAGUAGCAGAGAGAAGUGGGAGGACGAGGGCGUAGACUCUUCCACUGAUCUCCAGAGUGACGUGAAGGAGGAGGAGGAAGACGAUGAAAUCUGGAACUCCAUGGAAGUGGUGGCCACAAAGCGGAAAGCGGAACUGCAGCCAUGCUCAGAGUCAGGGAAUGAAGAACCCCCAAAGGACAAGCCCUUGAAAAAGCAGAAGAAAAUUAGAAAAGCAGAAUCCUGAUGGGGGUUGGAGCGAUUGUAGGGGUGGCUGCUGCCUUAUUCAUGGAGGAGAAGUUGCUGCCUCUCAGACUUGGGACAAUAUGGGAAAAGAUUACAUGCCCACUGGUAAGGAUGACGAGACCAAAGAUGUCCAUCUCUCUGUCCUUCCUUGCUCUGCUGGAUGCCAUUUUACACUGGGAGGGCUUUUUAUACCGACUCCUGCUCAUCCUCUUGAGCUUGAGGGUGUGGCAGGAAAAGGAUGCCUGCAACUUAGCCUUCCGUUCUAGGAUUUUUUGGGAGGGCCAGGUCUAAUGUCUUCUCUUUGGCUGCUGUGCAGCUCUGUCCACUCUUCAAUAAAAAAACACACCUGCCUGUGGAUUUCAUUUUGCACACAA